Messenger RNA from Ictalurus punctatus (channel catfish), 1585 nucleotides. RefSeq names its product interferon-induced very large GTPase 1-like. The transcript has a single exon. The record is from RefSeq and is a predicted model, not a curated record. Lineage: Eukaryota; Metazoa; Chordata; Actinopteri; Siluriformes; Ictaluridae. The coding region runs from base 496 to 1173 and encodes 225 amino acids.
GCAUCUCAGAGCUUCACAGGAAAUUCAAAGAAGCAAAUGAUCCACUUAUUUAUUUUGAAAAGAAAAGGGCUGAGUACUUUAACAUCUUUCAGAAAUACUGGGAGGGAGCAACAUCAGCAGCUAUACUUGGAGACCAGGUUUGCAGUAAACUGAAGGAAGCGAUUCUGCAGAGUGUCUACAACAUGAUCUCUACAUUUGUGUGUGGACAGAUGAGAGGGAAGCCACCAUUUAAUGGGAACAGAGCUGAUCUGGAAAAACACAUUCUGAAGUCUUUGGCAGAGCAGAAAGGCAAUAAGGCUGAGAAGUUUAAUAAAUACUUAACAUACAUGAACUAACCUAGGGCUCACUUUGAAGAUUUCAUCAAGGCCAAGGUUAAAGAGUUCAUGGCAGCUGAAAACCCUGAAGCAGUUUCUGCCAUUAAAAAACAUAUUGACCACAAACAGAGAAGAGUCAUAAGUGCAGCAAAAAUGGCAACAGAUAAAGUGAAAGAAGUCCAUGGGGACGCAAAUCAGUGGCUGGAGUUUUUUUUCCAACAGCCUUGUAGAUGAGUUAGGAGAUACCAGAGUUCACUUGUGUGAUGAAGAGUGUAAGGAUUGUGUUGACUAUGAUGUUCUUGUGAAAGCUAUAGAGAAAGAACUCUCAGCUGCUGUUGAAGAGUUAAAGAAAAGCCUCUGUAAGAUUUCAGACUUCUCCAUGGAGAAGUUCAGAGAAAGACCUGAUGAUACUCUAAUCAAACACUUCUGUGGGUGUUGCUGGGAGCAGUGUCCUUUCUGUGGAGCCGUCUGUACCAACAGCCAAAAUGACCAUCCUGGAAAUCACCAUGCUGAUUUCCAUUGCACAUCUGGAAUGAAUGGAAUGUAUUACAGGAGCACAACAGAAUUCUUCAUCGACUUUUGCACAACAGCUGUGGCAAGUGACAAGUGUUUUUACUCAUCCAGUGAAUCUAGGGCUAGUUUUUGUUUUAAAAAGUAUAAGAAAGCAGGUGGGAAGUAUGAGAAAUGGAACAUCUCCACUGAUUUGUCUGAGCUGGCUUACUGGAAAUGGUUUGUUUGUGAAUUUCAGGAAAAUCUUGAAAAGCACCAUAACAAAGGGUUUUAUGGUAAAGGGGAGAUUCCUGAUAAUUGGAAAAAUUAUAAACAGUCAGAUGCUGUUGAAAGUUUAGAAAUAUGGUGAUACAUCCAUUCUGGCACUUUUUGUGCUUUCUGACAACCCAUGGUAUAAAACAUCUGUACCUGAUGGAAGAGCAGCCACAGUCCAGCUUACCCUGAUGAGAAAGCUUAAGCCACAUCCACAUAUGAAAAUACUGCACUCUGCAACACAUUCAUGUUCUUCAGCUUCAAGAUCAAAUUCUAGCUAUAUGUACUAGCAUCACAGUCCCUGCUAAUUCAUUUAACAAGACAGCAGUUUUCAGUGACUUUAAUUUACUGCAUAUAGGAAACUGAGGUUUAUUGAUUUUUAAUGAUUCUCAUAACUAUUACUGUGUAAAGUGGAUAUAAAAAGUUUACCCACCUCAGUGAUGUAAAAAGUGAAACCAAUGUAAAUCAAAUCACAUCAGAUCAUUUUUAACCUUAACAUUUAUAUAGAA